GGCAAAACAGAGUGAAGAGGCUACAAUUGCAGGUUUAUUCUGGACCUAAACAGCAAUCCUUAAAAAGCUGCCUAUUGGGGUUUCUCCACCUCUCUGCACACGGACAUCCACUGUCUCUUGCUGUCUGCAGAGAGCUCCCAGUGCUGCUGCUGCGAGGGUAUAUAGUCUCUGCUUCUGUGCACAGCACCAGAAAAAGACUGCUUUACAGUCCGAGACCAUGAGUGAGGCGAAGAAAGGUGAGCUUGCCAUCCGGGAUAAAGCCAUCCUUCACCAGCAGAGGCGUCUGAAGCAGGCCACCCAGUUCACACACAAGGACUCAGCUGACCUCCUGCCUCUGGAUGGGCUGAAGAGACUGGGCACAUCUAAAGACUUGCAACCUCACAGCAUCGUCCAGCGUCGCCUGAUGGAGGGAAACUUCACACGGCUGCGAGGGGAGGCCUGGGACCCCAACGGCAGGGUUCGUUCCCCGCUGGCCGACAUGAAAGACGGACCGGCUGACACCGAAGAGAGGAGCGAGAGCACCGCCGACGACUCCACAGAGGAGAGGGAGUCUCUGGAGGAAAGCGAGAGGAGCCUACGGUCGGACGAAGAGGACGACAGCAGCGAAGCAGGAGCCCGGCAGACAGCUGAGAAGGCCGAGGGCACGGAGAGCUCGACCCUCCUCUCAGCUCUGGUUGUUCUAUGCAAGUGCUGCGAGACUGAAGUCAAGGCAUCCAUCAACACCGGCAGCCAACAUAACCACAUCUCCACCUCCUGCUGCCAGAGGCUGAGACUGGUGCCCAGCUCACCAUGUGGUGAGAGCAGCUCAGUGACCGGUCUGCAGCUGCAGCUGGGCAGACAGAUGGUCCAGUGUUCCGCCUACGUCAAAGAGGAUGAGGCGUUUGAACUGUGCCUGGGUCUUCAGACUCUGUUGGAACUUAAAUGCUCCCUUGACCUGAGCAGCCGGGUCCUGAAGCUGCAGGGCUGCGGCGAGGAGCUGCCCUUCCUGAACGCUUCAACCGACAGCCAGUGCCAACACGACACCAACGAGAACCUGUGAGCCCGACUCGACGGCGGCGACCACUUCCUCGAAUCUCGACCGGUUGCAGCAACGUGGCGCGAUGCCGUUUGUGUCUGGACGAGUACGAUCAGUGUCUUUCACACACUGCCAGAACAUGGAUGACCAUUCACCACCGUCGUUCUUGAGUUUACAUCAUUGUGUUUGUAGAAUUAAAACAUUCACUAUGAUUAUCUCUUAUAUUAAAUUAGUCUAGUUUACAGAGUGGGUGAAAGCCAGUUAUGAGCCGAUCCGAUCUCUGAGAGUCUAAUCAUUUUUUAUGAUUACGUAUGUAUUGUGUAUUGUACAUUGUGCAAUUACUCUGCUGAGCUACGUGGGUACACUAAUGCUCUCGAAAAAGGGAAAGCAUUAUAAUCAUUUAAAGUGAACUUUAGUGGAAUAUUUUGUGAUUUGGCUGUACAAUAAUUACUUUAAAUCAUCAAGUAAAUGAAAAAAGUGUUAACUGUAAAUCAUUUCAGUUUAGAGGGUGAAAGGAAUUGUUUUAUAUUUUGGGACACAUUUUCUUACCAGGUUAAAUGAGAAGAUACCUCGCUCAUAUCUGUAGGGUAAAUAUGAAGCUACAGCCAGCAACCUGUUAGCUUAGCUUAGCAUAAAGACUGGAAACAGAGGGAAACAGCUAGCAUGGCUCUGUUUUCCCGUUUCCAGUCUUUAUGCUAUGAUAAGCUAACCGGCUGCUGGCUGGAGCUUCAUAUUUACGGUACAGACAUGAGACAGGUAUAGAUCUACUCAUCGUAUUCUCAUCAAGAAUGUGAAUGAGCAUAUUUCCAAACUGUCAAACUAGUCCUUUAAAAAUAAAUAUGACCCGUCUAAAAAGUGUCGGUACUCAGGAUCCCCUUUUCAGCAUGCUAAAAGGAAAUUUUAAGAAGAAUUUUUGAAGUCUUGUGGGAUCAGAUUUGGAAAAAGCUACCUCUUUAAGUAUGGAAGCCCAUUUCCAUCAAUGUGAUGAAAUAAAAGAUCCUGUAAGUCAUUAUAAUGAGUUAGUCUCUCAACAUAAUAAGUUAGAAUCUCAAAAUAAUAAGUUAGUAUCUUAAAAUAAUGAGAUAUCUCAAAAGAAUGAGAACUUUCUCAAAGUAAUGACUGUUUAUUUUGAGAAGUUUCUUAUUAUAAUGAUUUAUGGGUCUUUUUUUCGUCACAUUGGGCAGAAAUGAGCUUCCAUAUAUAAGAGACAAGGAUGGGUUCUCAUCUAGAAUUUCAAAAGAUCUGAGGAAAACACCACCUUUUCUCAUGUACUUAUAUUUAGAUUUGUAAAGCCCCCUUUGCUCUUUCUUUCCCCAUCAAAAGACGGAUGUGGUAACGUUUUCCAGGAGCACACUUCCAGUCUGUCGUGACAGCCUAGACUAAAUUACAGAUAGUUCCCCAGCAAAACAUAUUUGACUCAGCUACAGAAAUAUCCAAAACAUUCCAUCUGCAUGACUUUGUAAAGUUCUGCCUUUGUAUAAGUGUGCAUGUUUGUGUACUAGUCUGAUUGUGGCUGAAGGGGCUGUGUGUGUGUGUGUGUGUGUGUGUGUGUGUGUGUGUGUGUGUGUGUGUGUGUGUGUGUGUGUGAGUGAGUCGAAGCAGGGUUUUUCAUGCCUUGUUUAUGGCUUGUGUUUCACACGGGAAAAAGUGGAAUAUCUUCCCCAAACCGGUCCACCGAGCUCCGGUCAGAACAAGCUGCCCAAAGCCGACCCCAGCUGCCUUCCCUCUGCCUCUUUCAGGAGAUUCUCAUCACUCGGCUGAUGCUGCGCUCUGUGCCAAGGCCCCUCUUUAAGCUCAUCGUCCUCUUCAUUCAGAAGGCUAAUGUUAUUCACCCUGACGCCUCAUGUUUGUCACAAGAAAACAAACUCCCCACUACAGUGCCACCUGCCUCUCUUGUCUCUCAGUGUGUUCAUAGUGUGGAGAAUCAAGAACUGCCUCAGAUCAUGCGGUGUUUUAAUAACACCUGAGCUGUACCUUGCAUUUUUGACUGUGCUACAGUAUCCAUCCUCCGCGGAGGUCAUCCACACGUAGAUUGGCAAUGUUUGUUUCUCUUUUGAUGUACUAGUAACCUUUGUACGCUGUAUGAGAGAGGAAUUGAUGUAUGACAGAAAUUUAUUUUUGGUGUUUCUCUUCUUCUGAACAGUAUUUUCUCUGCCUAAUAAAAUCAUGUAUUCUGGCUA
Molecule: messenger RNA, 3195 nt
Organism: Perca fluviatilis (European perch)
Lineage: Eukaryota; Metazoa; Chordata; Actinopteri; Perciformes; Percidae
Gene: nrip2
Product: nuclear receptor interacting protein 2
Exons: 6
Coding region: 218-1039 (273 amino acids)
Source: RefSeq, a predicted model, not a curated record